GAUUGGACCAAAAGCUCAGCGGAAGGCUCCAGAAGUGACUAGAAGGUCGUGAGGAACGUAUAAAUUGUGACGGUUUAAAUUACCGGCAUUGAGACGACGAAACUACCGACGAAAGGAGCUGCUCAACGGGAAAGAAACCGCUUCGUUUUCAACACUUUAGGACACUCAUUUGAAACGACCAAGAUGUCUGCAUCUAAAGGUGUAGCAAUCGGUAUCGACCUUGGCACCACCUACUCGUGUGUGGGCGUCUUUCAGCAUGGAAAAGUAGAAAUCAUCGCCAAUGACCAGGGCAACAGGACCACCCCCAGCUAUGUGGCGUUCACUGACACGGAGAGGCUCAUCGGGGACGCAGCCAAGAACCAGGUGGCUUUGAACCCCAGCAACACUGUGUUUGAUGCCAAGAGACUGAUUGGAAGAAAGAUUGAUGAUCCAGUGGUACAGGCGGACAUGAAGCACUGGCCCUUCGAGGUUGUCGGAGAUGGAGGAAAGCCCAAAAUUCAGGUCGAAUACAAAGGGGAGGAGAAAACCUUCUACCCUGAGGAGAUUUCCUCCAUGGUUCUGGUGAAGAUGAAGGAAAUUGCUGAGGCGUACCUCGGCUCAAAGGUGUCCAAUGCAGUCGUCACAGUCCCAGCAUACUUCAACGACUCCCAGCGACAGGCAACUAAAGACGCAGGCGUCAUCGCAGGACUGAAUGUCCUGAGGAUCAUCAACGAGCCGACGGCAGCCGCCAUCGCAUACGGCCUGGACAAAAAACAGUCAGGGGAACGUAACGUCCUGAUCUUUGACCUGGGUGGAGGCACCUUUGACGUGUCCAUCUUGACCAUCGAAGACGGUAUCUUUGAGGUCAAAGCCACGGCUGGAGACACCCACCUGGGUGGAGAAGACUUUGACAACCGCAUGGUCAACCACUUUAUGGAAGAGUUCAAGAGGAAACACAAGAAGGACAUCAGCCAGAACAAGAGAGCCUUGAGAAGGCUGCGCACAGCUUGUGAGAGGGCCAAGAGAACGCUGUCCUCCAGCUCCCAGGCCAGCAUUGAGAUCGAUUCUUUGUCUGAGGGCAUUGACUUUUACACCUCCAUCACCAGGGCACGCUUUGAGGAACUGUGCUCUGACCUGUUCAGGGGAACCUUAGAGCCGGUGGAGAAAUCCCUGAGGGACGCCAAAAUGGACAAGGCACAGAUCCACGACAUCGUCCUGGUCGGAGGCUCCACCCGAAUCCCCAAAAUCCAGAAACUCCUGCAGGAUCUCUUCAACGGCAGGGAGCUGAAUAAGAGCAUCAACCCAGACGAGGCGGUGGCUUACGGGGCUGCUGUCCAGGCCGCCAUUCUCACAGGUGAUACCUCAGGCAACGUUCAGGACGUGCUGCUGCUGGACGUGGCGCCUCUGUCCCUGGGUAUAGAGACAGCUGGAGGAGUCAUGACGUCCCUGAUUAAACGAAACACCACCAUCCCCACGAAACAAACCCAGGUCUUCACAACCUACUCUGAUAACCAGCCGGGGGUCCUCAUCCAGGUCUAUGAAGGGGAAAGAGCCAUGACCAAGGACAACAACCUGCUGGGCAAGUUUGAGCUUACAGGAAUCCCGCCCGCUCCACGAGGGGUCCCGCAAAUCGAGGUCACCUUUGACGUGGACGCCAAUGGCAUUUUGAACGUGUCCGCAGUGGACAAAAGCACCGGCAAAGAGAACAAGAUCACCAUCACCAACGAUAAGGGCCGACUGAGCAAAGAGGAGAUUGAGAGGAUGGUGCAGGAUGCCGACCAAUACAAAGCUGAGGAUGACCUUCAGAGGGACAAAAUCUCUGCCAAGAACUCUCUGGAGUCCUACACCUUCAACAUGAAGAGCAGUGUGCAGGACGACAACCUGAAGGGCAAAAUUAGUGAGGAGGACGAGAAGACGCUGAUGGAGAGGUGUGACGAGACCAUCGCCUGGCUGGAGAGCAACCAGCUGGCUGAUAAAGAAGAGUACCAACACAAGCAGAAAGAGCUGGAGAAAGUGUGCAACCCCAUCAUCAGCAAGUUGUACCAGGGAGGAAUGCCUGCUGGCAGCUGUGGCGAGCCGACAGGAGCCGGCUCCCAGGGGCCCACAAUUGAGGAGGUGGACUAAAAUAUCCCUUAAUAUAGACUCAUCACUGGGCUGUUUGAAAUUCUACUGUAACUUUACAUCUCUCAUGCAUAUGUUUUUAUCAUCAUGUUAGGAUUCUAGCUUUUGGGUAAUGGGUGGCAUCUUAAUGUAUUUCUCAUCUCUGCCUUGCUGAAUAUUGCAAUAAAGAGGAAACGUAAAUAUA
Messenger RNA from Cottoperca gobio, 2284 nucleotides. RefSeq names its product heat shock 70 kDa protein 1. NCBI's taxonomy places the organism in Eukaryota, Metazoa, Chordata, Actinopteri, Perciformes, Bovichtidae. Bases 184 to 2103 code for a protein of 639 amino acids. The record is from RefSeq and is a predicted model, not a curated record. Gene Ontology annotation, molecular function: ATP binding; ATP-dependent protein folding chaperone. The transcript has 2 exons.